AUAAUGUAGACGAACUAUUUGCUAUGGAGCAUUGCAAUUAUAACAAAGAAUCCAUAAAUAAUUUAUCUGAAUCAAGUUCAUCUGAAGAUACUAUUACAAUAGUGAAGGGAUCUGAGAAAUCUGAUUCAGAUUAUGCAUCAUGCAAAGCAUCUAUCGUCCCAGAAAAGAAAAUUUGCAAAGUAAAGUAUAUGAAGAAAAAUUCUGGCAAUAAGAAGGCAAAACCUAAAAGGAAUCUGACCUGA
Messenger RNA from Funneliformis geosporum, 242 nucleotides. NCBI's taxonomy places the organism in Eukaryota, Fungi, Glomeromycota, Glomeromycetes, Glomerales, Glomeraceae. The record is from the annotation of a GenBank genome assembly.